This is a messenger RNA of Abrus precatorius (Indian licorice), 1973 nucleotides long. RefSeq names its product receptor protein kinase-like protein ZAR1. The transcript is spliced from 2 exons. Lineage: Eukaryota; Viridiplantae; Streptophyta; Magnoliopsida; Fabales; Fabaceae. Gene Ontology annotation, biological process: protein phosphorylation. Gene Ontology annotation, molecular function: protein binding; protein kinase activity; ATP binding. The record is from RefSeq and is a predicted model, not a curated record. The coding region runs from base 3 to 1973 and encodes 656 amino acids.
ACAUGGCACAAGUGGACCUUAAUCUCCACAUUCCUCCUGGGAUUCUGAUUUUGCUAUGUCUCAUCACUUGCAUUCCCCUCACAAUGUCCCUCAACAACGAUGGCCUCUCACUCCUUGCCCUCAAAGCAGCAAUAGAAGUGGACCCCACAGGUGCCCUAACCUCAUGGUCAGACUCAGCCACCACACCCUGCAACUGGGUCGGAGUGACCUGCAAACACGACCGAGUCACCCAAUUAACCCUUCCAUUCAAGAACCUAACCGGUUACAUACCCUCCGAACUAGGACACCUCACCCAGUUAAAACGUCUCACUCUCCCUCACAACAAUUUCUCUUCUUCCAUCCCCUCUAGCCUCUUCAACGCAACCAGCCUCGUCGUUUUGGACCUCUCUCAUAACUCUUUCACCGGUUCGCUACCUCAGUCGGUUUCGUCUCUCAAGAACCUCAUGCAUUUAGACUUAUCCUCCAACUCCCUCUCCGGUUCCCUUCCGGUUUCCCUCUCCUCUCUCUCUUCACUCGUCGGAACCUUGAAUCUCUCACAUAACCAAUUCUCCGGUCGGGUUCCGGCGUCUCUCGGAACACUUCCGGUCGUCGUGAAUAUAGAUCUCCGGGACAAUAAUCUCACCGGAGAAAUCCCUCAGGUUGGAUCCUUGCUCAACCAGGGCCCUACCGCGUUCUCCGGUAAUCCGUUUCUCUGUGGGUUUCCUCUGCAAAAUGCGUGCCCCGAAGCUGUGAAAAUUCCGCCGGAGAUUUUACCAAGCACAGGAGACAAUCCUCUGAACCCAAACCCGAAACCGGAAGCGCAGGAACGGAAAGCGCGGGGAGGGUCAUUUUUCUCCGUUGCGAUAAUCUCGGGUGUGGUGUUGAUGGCGGUGACGGGUUUUCUAACGGCGUGGGUUUUCCGACGACGGCGUUUGGUUGAGGAGGGGUUGGAGAAGGGAAAAGUGGAGAAUGGGAAUGAGAACGAGAAUGGGUGUGGGGAGGAGGAGAAGGGGAGGUUCGUGGUGUUGGAUGAAGAAGGGAUUUUGGGGUUGGAGUUGGAGGAUUUGUUGAGGGGUUCGGCGUAUGUGGUGGGGAAGAGUAGGAGUGGGAUCGUGUACAAGGUUGUCGGCGUCGGAAAAGGGGCUUUGGCGGCGGCGACGGUGGUGGCUGUUCGGCGAUUAAGCGAGGGGGAUGCCACGUGGCGGUUGAAGGAGUUUGAGUCGGAGGUUGAGGCUAUUGGGAAGGUGCGACACCCCAAUGUUGUGCCUUUGAGAGCGUAUUACUAUGCCAACGAUGAGAAACUGCUCGUCACUGAUUUCAUCCGCAAUGGCAACUUGCACGCCGCGUUGCAUGGUGGGCCUGCCAAUUCAUUGUCACCGUUAUCAUGGGCAGCAAGGUUAACAAUUGCUCAAGGAGCUGCAAGGGGCUUAAUGUACAUACACGAGUUCAACGGUAGGAAAUAUGUUCAUGGCAACCUUAAAUCAACAAAAAUCCUUUUGGAUGAUGAUCUUCAUCCUUACAUAUCUGGUUUUGGACUUACCCGUCUCGGUUUGGGCGCCCCAAAGCCUACUCUAUUGGCACCAAAACGGCAGAACUCAAACCACUCUAUGGUAACCUCAGCAAUUGGUUCAAAAGUUUCAGCUUCCUCUAACAACUACUUGGCUCCUGAGGUGCGCAUAGGUGGUGGAAAGUUCACUCAGAAAUGUGAUGUGUAUUCUUUUGGUAUAGUGCUAUUGGAACUUUUGACAGGUCGGCUUCCAGAUUUAGGGGCAGAAAAUGAAGGUAAGGAUCUAGAGAGUUUUGUGAGAAAAGCAUUCAGGGAGGAGCAACCCUUAUCAGAGAUUAUAGACACUGCACUUUUGCCUGAGGUUUAUGCUAAAAAGCAAGUUAUUGCAGCAUUUCAUGUUGCGCUGAACUGCACAGAAGUUGAUCCUGAAUUGCGACCAAGAAUGAGAACCGUGUCUGAGAGCCUUGAUCGCAUAAAUAUUCAGUGA